AAAAAAAAAAAAAGGGCAUAAUUCAUGCGCACGUGAAUGCUGCGAUUAUCGGAAGUUGACAACAAAGAGGGCUGAAGUGUUGGAGAGGGAAGAGGCGGAUCGAGAGUCGACGGGGAAACCUCUGAAGCUCUGAAUCAAUUCACGACCAUGGCGACCGAGGAGGUGCAGGUGAUCCACUCGUGGUCGGCUCCCAGGUCCCUCAGCACCAGUCUCAUGUACUCUUUCGCUCAGAGGGACGAUAUGGAUGUGGUCGACGAACCUCUAUAUGCAAACUUCUUGAGGAUCACUGGCGUGGAGAGGCCCUACCGUGAUGAACUCCUUGCCAAAAUGGAUUCUGAUGGAAAUAAGGUGGUAAAGGAGGUGAUAUUCGGACCUGGUGAGAAGAAAUAUCGAUACUGCAAGCAUAUAGCAAAACAACGUCUUCCUAAUUUGACAAAUGAUUUGAUGAAGAAAGGAAAACAUUUUAUAUUGAUUCGCAAUCCCCUUAAUAUCUUGCAAUCGUUCAACAAGGUUAUAUCGCCUUCAUUUCUUGAGCUGGGUUUGGGUGAUCUUGUAUCCAUAUACAGUGAGCUUUGCAAGUUUGGUAAACAUCCACCUGUAAUAGAUGCUGAUGACUUAAAAAAAGAUCCAGAGGUUGUCCUCCGUGGGCUUUGUCAAGAUCUGGACAUCCCAUUUCAGACAUCCAUGCUAAAGUGGGAAGCUGGACCUAAAUCCAUCGAUGGAAUCUGGGCUCCUUGGUGGUAUGAGAAUGUGCACAAGUCCACAGGUUUUGAGAAACCAAAUUUGCAUAUGAUUCCCUUUCCACUUGAAUUAUAUGACUUGCUGGAACAAAGCCUGCCUUUCUACAACAUGCUCAGAUGCCAUUGUAGGAGAUUGGUAUCACCUCUUCAUUCUUCACUACCAUUUCCACCUCUUCCUGUCCCAGCCAAUGAGAAAAUACUCGUUUGGGUUGGUGAUGAACUCUUACCUCGUGAAAAUGCCAAGGUGUCUGUGUUUGAUUCAGUUGUGCAAGGUGGUGAUGCAGUGUGGGAAGGUCUCCGUGUAUACAAUGGAAAAGUCUUUAAGCUUGAUGAACAUUUAGAUAGAAUGUUUGAUUCAGCAAAAGCUUUGGCCUUUAUUGAUGUUCCAACACGAGAAGAGAUAAAAGGAGCUGUUUUCAAGACUCUGGUAACAAAUGGGAUGUUUGAUAAUGCUCAUAUUAGACUCACUCUAACGCGUGGCAAGAAGGUUACUUCUGGUAUGAGUCCAGCUUUCAAUCUUUAUGGUUGCACUUUGAUUGUGCUUGCUGAAUGGAAACCGCCAGUUUAUGACAAUACAGGAGGCAUAAGAUUGGUUACAGCAACUACUCGUCGUAACUCACCAAAUAGCAUAGACUCCAAGAUUCAUCACAAUAAUCUGAUCAACAACAUUUUGGCCAAGAUAGAAGGGAACCUUGCCAAUGCAGAGGACGCUAUCAUGCUAGACAAAGAUGGUUUUGUCUCUGAAACUAAUGCUACAAACAUCUUUAUGGUAAAGAAGGGGCAUGUUUUGACUCCUCAUGCUGACUAUUGCCUUCCAGGCAUAACUCGAGCAACGGUUAUGGAUCUUGUUGUUAAGGAAAACCUAAUUCUACAUGAAAGACGGAUAAGUCUAUCUGAGUUCCAUGCUGCUGAUGAGGCUUGGACAACUGGAACUAUGGGCGAACUUACACCGGAGCUUCAACAGGUUGUCAUGAUUGAUGGUCGUGUCAUCGGAAAUGGAGAAGUUGGUCCAGUCACCAAAAAGAUACAAAAUGCUUACAGAAGACUAACUGCAGAGCUUGGCAUGCCAAUACCCAUUCAUGGAGAGAGAUAACUUGGUAAUAUGACAGAUUGACAGGUUUGGUGCUAUAUCCACUGGAAAUGCCAUGCAAUAAGGUGCUCUUUAUCCAUGCCAUUCAACUUCCACAGUGUUGAGCAUCUCUGAACUCCAUUUUUUUUUACUGUCAUCUGUAAUAAAUAUGUGGAAUUUUGAUGAACGUGGAAUAUGAAUAUUUGAUAUUUAGAUGUUGAACGGGAUCCGCGGACAUCGGGUUGGCAUUCUGUUCUACAUCAUCCAGAUUCAGAGGCAACUUUUCCCCAGGAAUAUGGAAUAAACUGAUUAACCACAGGAUUGGUGGAAUAAACAUGGCUUAUUUUGUACCAUUCAAAUGAUUUUAUUUUAUUUUAUUUUUAUCAUUUUUAAUUCAAAAAUGGCUCGUUAAACUUAGAAAUACUAGAAUAAUACCCUCAAGACUAUUGAAUUUAAAACUCCACCCCACUUCAUUUCACUUCAUUGUUAUUCCUACAAGUGUACCCACUUCCAUUAAAAGGAAUAGACGUGUUGCUAAUUAAAGAUGUUCAAUGUAUCUUAUAUUUAUUAUUUCAGUAUUUUAAAAAUGUUAUUUGCUAGUAA
This is a messenger RNA of Zingiber officinale, 2412 nucleotides long. RefSeq names its product branched-chain-amino-acid aminotransferase-like protein 1. The record is from RefSeq and is a predicted model, not a curated record. Gene Ontology annotation, molecular function: catalytic activity. Gene Ontology annotation, biological process: carboxylic acid metabolic process. The transcript has 20 exons. Lineage: Eukaryota; Viridiplantae; Streptophyta; Magnoliopsida; Zingiberales; Zingiberaceae. Bases 148 to 1833 code for a protein of 561 amino acids.